AUGAUGGUAGUGGAGGACGACGUCGAGUGUGUGGGGACUGAGAACGGCCGAGUGGUGAGAAAAAUCGAGGACCUGCCUCCACGCCCUCCUGGCGGUGCUGACCCACCAGCCGCCGAAAAAAAGGAAAGGAGGCGGAGCAUGGCCAGCCUCCUCCUUCUUCUACUACUGCUGGACUUGCGGACGGCCGCGUCUGCUGGUGUCGCCGGGACGCCGGCGACUUGGCGACAGGCACCGCUGGCGCCCGCCUGGCACCCGCGGCUGCGUCGUGUCGUCGCGGCGAGUCCGUGUGUUCCGUUGCUCUCAGCCGCUUGCGAAAAAAAAGGCCCGCAACAUGAGCAAUACGCACGCCGUUUCUUUGCUUUCUCACGCUUUAUUUCGAAAAAAAAGCUAAAUGAGAAAAGAAAAGAAGAAAUACAUGAAUGAAAAGGUCAAGAGUUCUAAUUUCUCUAGUUUAUAUACUGAACUUUUGAGCGUUACAAAUCACUAACAGCUUUUUGAAACAUUUAUAGGUUUAAACAAGCCCAGACUUUUUAAUAGUUAUCAGAACCUCACAAAAAAACUUCAAUAAAUAUUUAUUUAUAUUAAUUUUUUUAUUGAAGUAAAACUUUUUUUACUUCAUCGCAACAGAAAAAAAUAUGCGAGAAACAGUCCAAAAAUAAGAACCUUUUUACACGCUAUUUUCACACUUUCUCACUCUUUAUUGAAUGGAGAAAAAUCAAGUAUAACCAUUUUUUUCAAUUAUUGUGUUCUCACUGAUUUUUUUAAGCUCAAAAAUGAAGGAAAAAAACCAUAAGAUCCAUCUCAAUUUAUAUAUAAUAUAUUCAGAGAGCCAAAAAUCAUCAAAAAACUUUUUUUCGUUCGAGUUAGUUUCAACAAAACAUCGCCAUGGCUACAGACAUAUAAAAAGAACUCAUAAAAAUUGAAAACCAAGAGAUGAAGCUUCCGUUGAUGUAAAUGAGCAGCAGGGAAAUGACUAGCAAAGACCUCUUUGAAAAAUUCAAAAACUCCAACGAGAAAUUCGAAUUUUUUCAUAUUCAAGUGAGUUUGAUCUAAACUUAAAAGCGACAUCGUUUAAAUGGAAAAAAUUUUAAUUCCAAAUAUAUCUCACAAAAAACUUCUCUAUUCAUUGAAGAGGUCGACAUAGGUCCAAGAAACAACAAAAAAAAUUCCAAUUUAAAAAAAAUCAAAUCCAUCCAAGAAAAAAGUUUUCCCUUCAUUGAAAGGGAUCAUAAAGCGAUAGAAAAGUCAGAAAUAAUUCAAAGGCUGAUAACUUCGAAAAGGCAGUUUGAUUCAUAUAAUCCGAGAUUUUGAUCACUCAAACGGCAUUAGAACCAAAUAAAUUAAAAUUAAAAAUUUUUAAAAAUUUUUUUAUGGUAUUAUUCGAAAAUGAUCAGCCAUUAUAGUCUAGUCGUUUUUGGAUUUAGUCGUUCAAUAAUAGUCGUGUGGAUUAUCGAAAAUAAAAGUUUUCUGCGCAAAAUAACUUAUAAACUGCCUAAUAAAAGGUCACAUAUUUCUAAACAUCAGAAAUACAGUUCCCACACGCCGAUCAUCCAUCGAAAUAAACAUUCCAAAGAAAUGAAUCAUGUCUAAAACGGAACGAAUCGAUAGAGAACAAAAUUCGGAAAAUAUAAAAUUCACUAAAGAGAUAAAAAAGAUAAACCAAGACAAAUAGUUGAAGCUUCAGCCGCAUUGAGCUCAAAAAAAAAUUGGGAAAGUUGGAAAAAUUAAUCGUUCCGUAAAUUAAAAUCGGAAAACCAAGUUCCUAAUUCCAGUAGCUCCUGUAUAUCCAGUAUUAUCUAAACUGAUUCAGCUCUAAAUAUAAAUCUUAGAAAUAAAUCGAUGAAGAAAAAAAACCAAAAACCCACUAAAGAUAAAAUAUUUGAACAUCAGUGCGUCAGAAUGGCUCCAGGGGCAAAAAAACAACAAAAAAUCAAGCUUUGUAUGAACAAGCAGAACUCUCCAAAAACGAUAUCUACAGCUUCGAAGCCAGCUAAUCUGAAAUAACAAAUAAUCCCAAAAAAAAAAACCACAGCUCCAACAGAUCUAUCAUCUAUCAAUAACGACGCCAAGAUUGCUCCAGGACCAAAAAACCAAAAAUUUGGUUAAGAGAAAAUAAAACAUACUUUUUCAUCCUAAAUGAGCCCACACCAGAACAAAAAAAAUGAGAAAAGGAUUUUUUAAUCCAGAGAAAUAAUCACCAAAAAUCUGUACCAAAAAUAAUCAGGGUCCAACAGACUGUCAAUAAAGAAUCCAGCAUUGCUCCUGGUUCAAAAAAUAUUCGAGUAAAGGGUUGAACAGACUAUAAAAAAAACAGAACUCUCCUGAAUUGAUAUCCGGAUACCUUCAAUUUCAAAAACUAGGCUUUUUGGGAAAGCAACACGGAAAGCCGUUCCAAAAAAUAAUCACAGGUCCUACAGUUUAAUAAUUCAUCCAUAACGACGUCAGCCAGGACAAAAAAAAUCAGCUGAUUAUGAAAUGAAGCUACAAAAGAAAGUCCCCGGAUCCGAUAGCUCGAUCAGAGUCAGCCUUCAAAAUGAAGCUAAUUCUGGACUUCAAAUGCACGAAAAAUCAAAAAUCUUUUUCGAAUAUUACCACAGGUGGAAAGAUCCCAUCAUCAUACAAUAAAGAUGUCAGCAUGGCUCCAGGACCAGAUGAAUCGAAAAAAAGAAGUUCCAGCAAAGUCACUAUGUACUUGAAGCCUACGGACACUUGAAGAAAUAGUGAAACUGCCCAGAAAAAGACUCAGAUAGUUCAAACACAGCUAGCGUUGUCCCAGCUUCAAAAUCCAGCUAUUUCGGAGCUUCAGAUGCAUAAAAAAUCCCAAAUCUGUCCCAAAUAUAAUCACAGGUUCAACAGUUCAAUCAUCCAUCAAUAAAGACGUCAGCAUGGCCCCAGGACCAAAAACAUCAGCUGAUUAUGAAGAGGAGCAGCAGAGAAAAAUGGUGGGAAAAAAGGCAGAACGGAGCGUUCCUCUGCUCGGGUCUCACUCUCUGCGUCGUCUCGACGAAAAAACAGCGGCUGGAACGCCGGAGGGCAGAGACAGCCCAACGAACGCCCGAUGCCAAAAACAACGGGGUGGCCUCGGAGACCGGGCAAAAAAAAAAUGGGAGAAGAACAAGAAAGAGACAGGGGGAAAUGAAUGGUGUUCCAGGCAGGAAGUCAUUCCGACCAAUUCACUUGGAUCGAUAUCGAACUUUUUUGGGCAAGCGUCUUCCAGCCCUUCAGAGUAG
This is a messenger RNA of Caenorhabditis auriculariae, 3230 nucleotides long. Lineage: Eukaryota; Metazoa; Nematoda; Chromadorea; Rhabditida; Rhabditidae. The record is from the annotation of a GenBank genome assembly.